UGAUGAAGGUUUCGUGUGGGGGGUGCGAACAUCUGGCGUCGUUCAUGCGGUGCGCAUGCGCAGUGUACAUUACGACCAUUACAUCAAAAAAUGGCGGCGGCCGUUGAGAAUGUUGUUAAAGUGAUGGGAGAACAGUAUUACAAAGAUGCCAUGGAGCAGUGCCACAGCUACAAUGCCCGGCUGUGUGCAGAGAGGAGCAUACUCAUGCCUUUCCUCGACUCCCAGACUGGAGUGGCUCAGAGCAACUGUUACAUCUGGAUGGAGAAAAGGCACAGGAGUGCAGGUGUUGCACCAGGGCAGCUAUACACAUACCCUGCCCGCCGCUGGAGAAAGAAGAGAAGGCCACAUCCACCAGAAGAUCCUGCUUUGGUUUUCCCCCCACUCAAAGCGGCCGACAUUGAACUGGGAUUGAAAAAAGACGGGAUCGGGCCUUUGGAUGGAAGCAGCCUGGAGGCUUUGCUAAAAGGAGAACCCAUGGAUAAGAGAGCCGCUCCAGAGCUCCGGGGCCCAGAGGAGGACCAGAGUCUGGCAGACAUCACAGGCACUGCCGGGGCCAGUAGCCACAGCGGAUCCACACGAGUGAGAAAGAGAAUUCUAGAACCAGAAGAUUAUCUGGAUGAUCUAGACGACGAAGAUUUUGAAGAGGAGACCCCAAAAAGAAGGAAAGGAAAAUCUAAGGGUCGUGGAGUUGGAAAUGGGAAGAAAAAAACAGAAGCAGCAGCGGCAGCUUUGGAAGAUCGUGACAAACCAUAUGCCUGUGAUAUCUGUGGAAAACGCUAUAAGAAUAGACCAGGCCUAAGCUACCACUACACUCAUUCUCACCUGGCUGAAGAAGAGGGAGAGGAAAAGGAGGAAGCUGAGAUCCACACUCCUGCACCUCAGGAGGAAACCAAAACUCCUAAGAAAGGUCCCAAUGGCUUGGCUCCACCAAAUGAUUAUUGUGAUUUCUGCUUGGGUGACUCCAACAUGAACCAGAAGACUGGCCAGUCUGAGGAACUGGUGUCCUGCUCUGACUGCGGACGCUCAGGACAUCCAUCUUGCCUGCAGUUCACAGCCGUGAUGAUGGCAGCGGUAAAAACAUAUCGCUGGCAGUGCAUCGAAUGCAAGUGCUGCAAUGUUUGCGGCACGUCCGAGAACGAUGAUCAGCUUCUGUUCUGUGAUGACUGCGACAGAGGAUACCAUAUGUACUGCCUCACUCCUCCUAUGUCUGACCCACCAGAAGGAAGUUGGAGUUGUCGUCUGUGUCUGGAUCUUCUUAAGGACAAGGCUUCCAUCUACCAAAGCCAGAAUCCUACAGUAGAGUAAUCACAUCAGCAGGACUGCUCAUGAUUACAACACACUGAUCACACACUCCCUUUGUUCCAGCUCAUACACACCGCCUAAAAAUCCUUUUUACACUACAUGAUCUAGACUUUGAUGUCUUCACAACAUGGUGCAUCACAGCUGAGGAAAAGAGAAGGUAGAGAGCAGGAAGGAGACGUUUAUUUGGCCGCACAUGUGCAGAGACCUUGACACAUCAUGCCACGGUUGCAGCGUUACUGUCUGACACAUUACUACAUAUAUUAAGUGUUUAAAUAAUUUGAGCACUAAGGAAAGUAAAGAAAGUGAUUAUUUCUAUAAGUAUCCCUCACUAAUGGAUAUGAAAAGCUGGUUCAUAUUAUCUGUUGCCAGAUUGUUGUUUUUGUUGUUUUGGGGUUUUUUUUUCCUUGCUUGUUUACAGUGCAUGUCAGAAGAAAUCACAUGGCCUUAUUCUGACAAGAUUAUGGUGUAUUUUAAUAUCUAUAUGUAUCGGACGUAAACUUUUCUUGAUGUUGAGUUGUUUUGUUUUUUUUCCUUCGCAGGAAUUAAUGGUGCCAAGGUCCACAUUCUCAAAAGCAUUUUUCCUUCAUUUAUUUAAGUAUUUGACAAACUGUGGAGUUUUGUGUCUGUUAGUAUUUGGUAAUUAAUGUGAUGCUGUCUUAUGUCCCUUUU
Molecule: messenger RNA, 1971 nt
Organism: Hemibagrus wyckioides
Lineage: Eukaryota; Metazoa; Chordata; Actinopteri; Siluriformes; Bagridae
Gene: dpf2l
Product: D4, zinc and double PHD fingers family 2, like
Exons: 11
Coding region: 91-1305 (404 amino acids)
Biological process (GO): nervous system development
Cellular component (GO): nBAF complex
Source: RefSeq, a predicted model, not a curated record